UUCUUUAGUAGUGGUCAGCAUAAUAAUAAUAAUAAUAAUAAUAAAUAUGAGAGGUCAUCUAUGUAAAACACAGUUAUGUACAGGUGAUGUGUAGUGCAGUGAACAGUGUGUCACAUACACAUAAACACACACACACAAUGUCUGGCCUGGAAGAGUGUGUGGCUGGACACUGACUACCCUCCAGAGUCCAGGGGGCUGAAUUAAGGGCACUUUUCUGAAACAGGAACCCAGGAGUUGCUGUUUUGAUGGUUGACAGAGAAUGGAACAAAAUCAUGCUUUGAAAAGCAGACAGAAAAUAAAAUUCCUGUCUUUCAUAAUUAGGAUUAAUUUGCAAGGAUUUCACCAGGGUUUUAACCCCCUCAAAUACCUCUUAACAGUAUCCCUCUGAAUUACCCCUUUAAAACAGUCCUCCCAAAUACGAUUUUAAAACACCUCUCGAAAACCCCUUUAAGCAUAGUCCUCUCAAAUACUUAUGUGAUGUAACCCUUGAGGUUACAGUUACUCAUUUUAAAUCAGCUUUGCUGUAAAAUAAUGGUGUAACUCCAGUGAUAUGGUCUUAACAGUUCAACUAAAACAAAGCAAAGAGAAACAUGUCAUCCUUUGAGAUAGAAAGCAGAAAAGAUGAAAUGAGUGACAGCCAAACGCACACAAAAAAAAUGAGACUAAGAACCUCAGUAACCCCCCAUGCCAGGGUGAGUGUGUGAUCUGGUGCUGCAGCUACUACAGCUUCUACCCAUCUCUAGCUUCACCAGUACAGACACCUCCCUAAUAAGCUAUAAAACAACAAAGUUCAACAAAGAGAAAUUCAAAUCUAUGUCAGAGCUCCGAAGUGGUGCAGAAUUCUGAUUUUCUAAUUACAGGUUGUCAAAGACGUGCAUCUUCCCCUCUUGUGGACACUUGAGCUGUGCUGGGACUUUCAUCAGCAAGUCCAUGUCCUUAACCACUCUGCUACUUCAGCUAUGGUCAACAGUAUCUGAGUGCCAAUACCGGUGUGGGCUGCUUCUGAGGCCCCUAAGGAGUGUUGAACCCAGGAAUUCAACAGAGCUUCUGGAAGCAUGCCAAUCAUCAGCAAUGCCAACAAUGACCUCUGUCAGUUCUCCUUUAGCGAAGAGAGCAGCCUUGACGGCACCUUCCCUGAGGUUCCCGAGGCCAAGACAGCCAAAGGCAUCUAUUAUCAGCGGGCACAGUUGAUCCAGCAGUCAGAGGACCUGGGCAAGGUUGACCAUGGCCUGUUGGCUCUCAUUAAUGUGGGGGGCAAUCGCUACACCCUGCCCUGGAGCACUCUGGCCCAGUUUCCGCUGACACGUCUUGGACGACUGCAGCCCUGCACCAGCAUGGAGGAGAUUGCGCAGCUCUGUGACGAUUAUGAUGAGACAGCCCAUGAGUUCUUCUUUGAUCGCAGCCCAUCGGCCUUUGGUGCUGUGCUCAACCUAGUGGUGGCUGGGAGGCUGCAACUGCGUCGGGAAAUGUGUGCACUCUGGUUGUAUGAUGAGCUCACCUACUGGGGUGUUGAGUUGGCUCUGAUGGAGCACUGUUGCCGAAGCAAGGUCUACGCUCACCUGGAGGAGGUGGCUGAACUAAAGUGGCGUGAGCAGGAACACCAGUGCAGGACCAAGAUGGGGUGCACCCCCAUAGAGGACACUUGCUAUCGCAGGUUCAUGGAAGGACUAAGGGACAUGGUGGAGAACCCACAGUCUGGGCUGCCUGGGAAGGUGUUCGCCUGUUUCUCCAUCAUCAUGGUUGUUGUGACGGUGAUCAGCCUGUGCAUAAGUACCAUGCCUGACCUCAGAGAGGAGGAGAAUCGGGGGGAGUGCUCUUGGAAAUGCUGGCAUGUGUUCAUGGUGGAGGCAGUUUGCGUUGCCUGGUUCUCCUUGGAGCUCCUGCUGCGCUUUCUGCAGGCCUCCAGCAAACUGGAAUUUCUGUGUGGCCCCCUCAAUGUCAUUGAUGCUCUGGCCAUCCUGCCCUUCUAUGUCACCCUGGUGGUGGAGGAUGAGGAGGUGGCGGAGGGGGUUGCGUCUGGGGGGUGGGGCUACCUUGAUAAGCUGAGCCUGGUGCUGCGCAUCCUGAGAGCGUUGCGCAUCUUAUAUGUGAUGCGGCUGGCGCGACACUCACUGGGCCUGCGUACGCUGGGCAUGACAAUGCGCCGUAGCAUGCGGGAAUUUGGCCUGCUCCUUUUGUUUCUGGGUGUCGCUGUAGCGCUCUAUUCCCCGCUGGUGCACCUGGCUGAGAGUGAGCUGGCAAGUGGUGGACGUGACUUCAGCAGCAUCCCUGCCUCCUACUGGUGGGCUAUCAUCUCCAUGACAACAGUGGGCUACGGGGACAUGGUGCCACGCAGCAUCCCUGGCCAGUUGGUGGCGCUCAGCAGCAUCCUUAGCGGCAUCCUCAUCAUGGCCUUUCCGGCCACCUCCAUCUUUCACAUGUUCUCACGCUCCUACCAGGAGCUCAAACAGGAGCAGGAACCGUUCUUCAAGGAGCAGGAGCAGCUCUUCAGGGAGCAGCAUUCUUCUGGAGCCCAGUCCACCAUGGGUAGCAUCUCUGGUAAGAGCAAAGACAGAGAUGCCAGCAGCUUCUGGAUCCCCACAAAUCUGUUUCUCACAGACAGGGAUAGGUCUUUCUCCCGGGAGAACUGUCUCCUUGUUGAGGACACCGAAGGCUCCUCUUAGUGGGAUCUCUAUGGCUGCUAAACGUUCACUUCGAUCUGGGAUGGGAGGAAGAUGUGCCUGGACAGUGGACUGGUUGGACUGGUCUGCAGUUGUAACUCUGGACCUCAGAGUUAUAGAUUGUCAGCUGCUUGAUUUCUGGGAACUGAUAGAGACACUCACUGCUCACAAACUGGACUGUACUGCUUCCUUUUGUUCACUUUCCAGCCCAGAGACUUUCUGGUCCUGGUUCUGUCCACUGGCUCUCUUCUCACACCCAGAGGCUAGUCUGGCAUUGGUACUCAAUUUGACAGCUUUUUUUUUUUAAAUUCACUCCAGCAGAACUCUGAUUCUCUGUGGGAUGCUGCUGAGAGAGAUGUCAGUGAAGGACAUUGGAGAGGGACUCAGAGAUGGAUGUUAGGGAGGGAAAUAAGGAUGCAAGUCAGAGAGGGACACGUGUCUGAGUCUCAGCUGGCAAAACUGGAGAGUACUUUCUCAGUGUGCAUCUUUAACUAUGAGACAUUUUGCCAUUUCAGAACUGUUUUAAAAAUGAAUUUAAAAAAUACAAGAGUCUCAUUGUUUAGAGGUUCAUUACUGUCUUAGUGUUUAAAUAAUUAAAUUGGUAAUAUGAAUUUCCACCUCUGUGUACCACAGUUGUCAUGUCCAUGCCUGCACCUGACACCAGUCUAGCCCCUGACUGAACACUCUGCUUUAAAAGACCCUCCUCAGCUCCCGUACACUUGCAGAAUCUCAUUUGAGACAAACGCCUUCCUUCACGAUGUCCUGCUGUCCCACAACCAUUGUUUCCUGUCUUCGUUCUCCGGUUAUCAACCCUUCACUUCAUCCCCUGGCCACGUUCAUGGAUCCUUGCUCUAACUCUGCCCGCUGAUUGACCGACCCUUCGCCUGUCGCCGACAACGAGAACUCGUCUGAUCCCUUGAGUCCAGAUGAACGUUCUGCACUUGGGUCCAGCCAUCCCGGCUUCCUCGGUUCCGCGUGACAACAGUGCUGACAACUCCACACUGACUACUUAUCUAACUAACAGUAGCAUUUUAGUACAAUGACCUUUGGCUCUGAGCUUUGGGUCAGCAGGUGGCAUAAUGAUUAGAAUUGCUACCUUUGAGCAAGGUGCUUCA
Molecule: messenger RNA, 3775 nt
Organism: Scleropages formosus (Asian bonytongue)
Lineage: Eukaryota; Metazoa; Chordata; Actinopteri; Osteoglossiformes; Osteoglossidae
Product: potassium voltage-gated channel subfamily G member 4-like
Exons: 3
Coding region: 1056-2663 (535 amino acids)
Biological process (GO): protein homooligomerization; action potential; potassium ion transmembrane transport
Cellular component (GO): membrane; voltage-gated potassium channel complex
Molecular function (GO): delayed rectifier potassium channel activity
Source: RefSeq, a predicted model, not a curated record